Messenger RNA from Sphenostylis stenocarpa, 1848 nucleotides. The record is from the annotation of a GenBank genome assembly. Lineage: Eukaryota; Viridiplantae; Streptophyta; Magnoliopsida; Fabales; Fabaceae.
AUGCUGGCUGAUGGGCGGGAUGUGGAUUUGUAUAGGUUGUUUUUGGUGGUGAGAGGGAAGGGUGGAUACGAUGCCGUUUGCAAUGGGAAGUUGUGGGAUUCGGUUGGGGAGGAGUCUGGGAUGGGUGUGAGUGUUGGGUCCUCUGUUGAGUUGGUUUACAGUAGGUACUUGAGUGCUUUAGAUUCAUGGAUGAAGAAAGUUGCUGAGAGUAAAGUGUCUCCUGAGUGUGGUGUGGUGGAUAAUCGGGAUAAGUUUGGGAGGCGGUUGAUGGAGUUGCAGGCUGAGGUGAAAGGGUUGUUGUCAGGUUGUGCGGAUGGCAGGGUUGUGGUUGGAGGGGAUGUCGAGGGUGGACUUGAUGAAGAUGAUGACAACCUGGAUGGGAGGGAGUUGUGUGGUGCUAAUGGGGUGAAAGGUAAUGGUGAUGAAGGAGGUGAACAUAGAGAAUCUUCUGAUUCCGAGACGCCGGUCCAUGACAUGAAUGGGGCGGUUCUUGGAAUGUUGGGUGAGGGAAAUGAUGCAAUGGAAGGGGUGAAAGGGUUUGAUGGAGGGAAAGUGUCUCAAGAGCAGGCGGUGGAUGGAUCCGAUGGGGCUAACAACAGUGGGGCUGGAUUGGUAAGCGGAGGGAAGAAGUGUGACGGCAAUGAUAAUAAGGACUUGGUGUUGGAUCCAUCUGGUGGUAAUAGUGAUGGUGAUAGUUCUGGCCGCAAGAGGAAGAGGGAGGGGUCUGUGUUGGAUUCAUCUAGUGGUGAUAGUGAUAGUCCUAGUCGUAAGAGGACGCGAGAGUCUUCAAUGAAUAUGCUGAACUGGGUUAUAGGUGUUGCAAAGAAUCCUAGUGAUCCGGAAAUAGGUUCAAUGCCUGAAAAGUCAAAGUGGAAGUCUUAUAGUAAUCAGGUGGUGUGGAAGCAGAUGCUGUUGUUUCGGGAGGCUGCGUUUUACAGAAGAGGUUCUGAGCCAAACAAUGAACAACGCAAUUGGCAGAAUCAGAAGAUGCACCCUUGCUUGUAUGAAGAUCAAGUUGGGACAAACUACAAUCUCAGAGAUAGGUUGAAAUGUGACAAGAAGCUUUUGUUCGGCAAAUCUACUGUGCGAAGCUCUUCUGAUUCAUCUGUAGGAACUGAGAACAGGGCAUCAAGUCCUCAUACUGAAGAUCAAUCUGAGAAACGGUCGCAAGAUUCCCCAGAUGCAAAUUCAGGUCUUGACAGAUGUGGCACAGUACGCAUCCCUUUAGGGCCAAAUCAUCAAGCUGAAAUACGAGAAUGGACUGGCAUGACUUCUGAAAGUGAUUCUAAGUGGUUAGGGACUCGAAUAUGGCCACGGGCCACAGUAAAUACCAGACUUAUUGAAAGGGACCCCAUAGGAAAGGGGAGACAAGAUUCAUGCGGCUGCUCAGAACAAGGUUCUGUUGAGUGUGUAAGAUUUCACAUUUCUGAGAAAAGGGCUAAAGUUCAGCUGGAAUUGGGUACAGCAUUUUAUGACUGGAAUUUUGAUAAGGUAGGUGAAGAUGUUAGGCUAAUGUGGACGAAAGAAGACGAGAAAAAAUUUGAGGAUGUGGUACGAUCAAACCCUCCAUCACCUGAGACGUAUGUCUGGGACUAUAUCUUUAGGGCUUUUCCUGAUAAAAGCAGAGCAGAUUUAGUUAGCUACUACUUCAAUGUCUUUAUUUUGCGGCGCAGAGGAUACCAAAACAGGCAUACUCCCGAUAACAUUGACAGUGAUGACAACGACGAUGAAGCUGGUCCACUGAGGAAUGUUUUUGGACAUCAGAUACAGAAUUCUGGACAUCAGAUGCAGAGUUCGCGCGGCUCCAUCUUAUUAACCCCCAAAAAGCCACAUAAAAAGGGAAAAUAG